AUGGGUUGGCUAUGGUCUUCAACACCCUCCAAGGAGGAUAAAAUAUCGAUGUCAGUUGAGAACAGCACACCUCCUACCACAUCGGCGACCUCAACGCCCCCACCAUCUACACCCUCACCCUCCUCCAACUCAGACGUCGACCCAGAAAUCCAAAAAUUCCUCGACCUCUUCGAGUCCGAAAAGAACAAGCAUACACCCACACAAGAUGAGCAACAACAAUCCUCCUCCACGUUAUCAUGGCUCUCCAUGAAGAAGUCACCCCGCUCCACCGCUCCCACACCCUCUGAUAUUCCUCCCCGCGACCCUCUCGCCGAAGCCCUCCUACCAACGGACAUGUCCUGCCGACAGGCCUUUGAUCAAGCAUGGAGCUGUAACGGAAUGGGCGGCCAGUUUACCGCCGUGUACCGCUACGGAGAGAUGCGCUCGUGCAGUGAGCACUGGGACGACUUCUGGUUCUGCAUGCGAGUAAAGGGUUACUCUGGUGAGCAACGCGAGAGGGCAAUCCGAGAGCACUACCGUGCGAAGGAGUUUACAAAGUAUGGACCGGGGAAGCCGAGUAGUGAGGACGUCUGGGAGAGUAGAGGGGAGAAAGUACCAGAAGGGUCAUUUUUUAAUCAGUCCAUUGAUGGAUAA
Fusarium pseudograminearum CS3096 is the source of this 633-nucleotide messenger RNA. RefSeq lists its product as uncharacterized. Lineage: Eukaryota; Fungi; Ascomycota; Sordariomycetes; Hypocreales; Nectriaceae. The transcript has a single exon. The record is from RefSeq and is a predicted model, not a curated record. Bases 1 to 633 code for a protein of 210 amino acids.